UGAAUGGAAAAAACACUUGAAAUAUGACUCGAGCUACAUGCAUAUGUGGUUUGAAACGUUGUUUGUCAUUUUAAUUAUAAUAAUUAUUAUUAUUAGCCUAUGUAUGUUUUAAAGUCCGUAUGUGAAGAAACUUUUGUAUUUCCAUAGCGCUCAAAACCAAGGGAUUUCCACUCAUUGUGCUACACUUUUGCUUUCAUCAUGCGUGGACUUUGUAUAACAGCUCGUAUAGUCUGUGCCAGUGGUCAUUUCGUUAUCGAUAUCUUUAUUCUCAGUCACACUUAUCAGCGAGGUCUGUGGUUCAGCGGUAAAGUGCAUCAGGCUGUUAUUUCAUGACUGAAGUCUAGACUCGGUGAAGAUGGCGAUGUGUGCGGUGCUCCGAUGCGUUUCGGCAAACUUCUCGGCAGCGUUGCCCCUGCUCACGAGACCUGCACAUAUCUGGACGUGCCAAAAUUCGCGAAGACCAAACAUGUUAAGGACGCUUUACACGACGAGCUCGCGGCUCUCGGGAGCUCUGAAGUUCACAGACAAACACGAAUGGGUGAGAGUGGAAGGGACUGUGGGCACGGUUGGCAUCAGCAACUUUGCUCAGGAAGCGUUAGGUGAUGUGGUAUACUGUGGGCUUCCAGAAGUGGGAACAAAGCUUGAACAAAUUGAGGAGUUCGGUGCUUUAGAAAGCGUCAAAGCUGCUAGUGAGUUGUAUUCUCCACUGACUGGAGAGGUGACCGAAAUCAACACAAAUCUGGCAGAUAACCCGGGACUUGUAAAUAAAGCCUGCUAUGAAGACGGAUGGUUGAUUAAGAUGACCAUAGAGAAACCUGCAGAACUUGAUGAACUCAUGGAUGAAGCUGCUUAUGAAAAAUUCAUCAAAUCCCUUGAUUCAUAAAGGUGUUCAGACCUUCGUUAUUUGUUAUUAUUGAUCAUUCAGAGCCUUUAAGGAUUCCCAAUGGCUACUCUAGAAUGCCGGUGGUAGAAUUAGUACUAAUACAAUUCUUUGAAAUCUAUUUAUUUUGAUUUUGUAAUUUUCUUUUCCGCCAAAAUAAUCUUUUGUAAUGAGCUAGUUUAACAAACUCGUGUAUUUUGGAGUCAAAAGCCAAAUAUUUCGAGGGCUUUUGGAAACAGUUUGAGGUGCUUUACAUGGGCUCAAACAAAGAGAGGGCUGGUUCUGCUGAUUGUCUUAAAUAGUAUAUUUGUCAAUAUGAUGUGUGUGACAUUGACGUAACAUGACAUGCAAUAAAUUUGAAAAUGUAACAUU
Messenger RNA from Sinocyclocheilus grahami, 1252 nucleotides. Its product is annotated as glycine cleavage system H protein, mitochondrial-like. NCBI's taxonomy places the organism in Eukaryota, Metazoa, Chordata, Actinopteri, Cypriniformes, Cyprinidae. The record is from RefSeq and is a predicted model, not a curated record. Gene Ontology annotation, biological process: glycine decarboxylation via glycine cleavage system; protein lipoylation. Gene Ontology annotation, cellular component: glycine cleavage complex; mitochondrion; cytoplasm. The transcript has 5 exons. The coding region runs from base 356 to 883 and encodes 175 amino acids.